UGAGAGAGGAGCUAUUGGCCGCGUGGCUUUCUUUACCGCAUCCUCCUUUGGCCCGCAAGGCUUGACUGACCCUUCUUCCCGACGUUUUUCUUCCCUGCAUUCAUCGUACUCGCCCACGAUUGGCGCCAUUCACCCUUUGCUCCUCAUCCUCACAUCUCUCCCUUCCCGUAUCUCCGCUCUUCCCUCCAUCUCUCUCGAUCUUCCCGCAAAAUGUUGAGCGUCCAUCAAGCAAAUGCGCUGGUGUAUUCCACGCUGUGCGGCUUCAUGCUCGUGGGCCUGUACGCGGGUUACAGCGUCAAGAACAAGAAUCAAUUCUUGGGAGGUGUUCGAACGCAGAGCGCCUUGCCACUCACUUUGAACUGGAUAGCAAGCAGUUAGUUUGAGCAACGAGCAGACCAUUGGAGCGCCCGUCCAAGGAAUCAGAGCACAUGGAAAGCGCGCCGCGCAGACGCAUACAAUAUCGGUA
Molecule: messenger RNA, 466 nt
Organism: Ceraceosorus guamensis
Lineage: Eukaryota; Fungi; Basidiomycota; Exobasidiomycetes; Ceraceosorales; Ceraceosoraceae
Exons: 2
Coding region: 211-378 (55 amino acids)
Source: RefSeq, a predicted model, not a curated record